CCACAAGCCACCGCCGGGGCAGGACAGGGGGCCGCGCGCGGCGCUCGGCGCGAGAGAGCGAAGUGCAGUUCGUACCCGGAGCCCCAGCGAGAGCCCUACCCCAACGGGGCCCUGCCCCAACUGCUCCCUGCGCGCGCGCCAAAUUAAGAGAAUACGGGUUGAUAACUUUCUCCUCGCGGACUUUGAUUACUUUGAGUGCUUCGUACGGACUUCUCUUCUUCUUCUUCUUCUUCUCUUUUUUUCUGCUUCUUCUUCUUUUUUAUUAUUUUUCCAUUCUUGCUCUCUCUCUCUGUCACUCUCUCUAUCUCCCUCCCUUCUACCUUUCCCAUCUCCCUCACUCUCUUCGAGAUGCGGUGCUGCGCCCUGCCGUGCCCCCGGCGCCACUGCGCCAUCCAGCGGGCCAGCCACCAUGGAUACUGUCGUCGACCAGACUGGAUAUUGCGACAGGACAUGACGUGAGCAUGCUCAUGUCAGGGCGGAGGGACCGCAGGGCGGGCCGCAGCGACCGAUGAACGAGUCGGAGUGCGCCGCGCUUUUGGAGAGCGCCGACUGGCACAGCCCCCGCCUCAUCGUCGUCUUCGUCAUCCUUGGCGUGGUCAACGUCAUGGUGAUCCUGGGGAACCUGCUCGUCAUCGCUGCCGUCUACAUCAGCUCCAAGCUGCGCACCGUCACCAACCUGUUCAUCGUGUCGCUGGCCGUGGCCGACCUCCUGGUCGGCGUCGCCGUGCUGCCCUUCAGCUCCACACUCGAGGUUUCCAAGGUGUGGAUCUUCGGCGACGUGUGGUGCUCCAUGUGGCUGGCCGUGGACGUGUGGAUGUGCACCGCCUCCAUCCUCAACCUGUGCGCCAUCUCCCUGGACCGCUACCUCGCCGUCACCCGGCCCGUCACCUACCCCUCGCUCAUGUCCAACCGGCGCGCGCGCUGGCUCAUCUUCGUCGUCUGGGUGCUGUCCUUCGUCAUCUGCUUCCCGCCCCUGGUCGGCUGGAAGGACCGGGGGCCCGCCGCGCUGGACGACACAAUGCUAGGAGGCACCCAGGUCCGGGGCAGGGGCGUCGGCGGGCUGCCUCCGGCGCUGCUGGGGUCGCCGGGGCUGGUGCGCUCCACGCCGCGGCCCGCCACCACCGAGGCGGCCAUCAUCCUGGCCGCCACCAACGAGACGGACCUGGAGAUGUCGCUGGCGGCCACGACGGCCGAGUGGCCCACCGAGUGGCCCGCCGAGUGGCCGGGCAGCGACUACUCGGCGCCCGCCGCCGCCGUGACCCCGGAGCUGGACGCUCUGGCGCCGGCCCUGGCGCCGGCCCUGGCGCUGCACGCCGACGUGGAGGCGCUGGAGGGGGUGGGCGGCUCGCGGCCGCGGGGCGAGUCGUGGCUGCGCGCCGAGGGCCGGAGCCGCUGCCCGUGGGUGUGCGAGCUGACCAACGACACGGGAUACGUCCUGUACUCGGCCUUCGGCUCCUUCUUCAUCCCCUGUUUCGUCAUGCUCUUCUUCUACUGGCGCAUCUACCGGGCGGCCGUGCAGACGACCCGCGCCAUCAACCAGGGCUUCCGUACCACCAAAGGUUCCCGCAAGUUCGGCAACCGCUUCGACGAGCAGCGACUCACGCUGCGCAUCCACCGCGGGCGCGGGUCGGUGCGGCAGCGCGGCGGCGGCGCGGGCCACUCCGCGCCCUCCACCACCUCCACGACGGCGGCCUCGAGCGCCGCCAACUCGCUCAGCGGCUCGCCGGGCAAGUCGCCCGACAGUCUGAGAGUGCAACGUGCUUCGAUUCGGCGCGGCGUCGAGCGCAGCCGGACCUUCGAGAAGAUCAAGAUCAGCGUGAGCUACCCCAGCUGCGAGGCCAUCAGCAGUCACCAGCAGGACGCCGAGCCGCACCCGGCGCACGCCAACAACAACAACGGCACGGCCACACAACACGGGGGACCGCUGUCGUCGCCCAACGCGAGCAAGAAGUCUUCCUUCUCGUCGGCCUCGUCGCCGACGGGCCCCGGCGGGGCGAUCGCCCUCAACGUGCUGUCGAACGGCGCGUCGCCCACCACGGUGACGGCCGUCACCACGCCCACGGGCACCACCAUCCACAGGCCACCCUCGAGCCACCUCAAGGUCACGCCUCAGUCGCGACUGUCCCAGUUUUUCCUUUCAGUUCGCCGGAGGCGCUCGUCCACCGAGUCCGAGUGCGCGCGUGAGAGCUCGGACGGCCACCUGGAGCUGCGCGAGUUCGGCCGCGACAUGACGCCGUCGCCCACCUUCGAGGAGCAGGGCAACAAGCCCAAGCUCAUCUCCAAGAUGGGCAAGCGGAACAUCAAGGCACAGGUCAAGCGUUUCCGUCGUGUAGACUCGAAGAACUCCAAAGACUCUGGACACACAAGGGUGAAACGCUUCCGCAUGGAGACGAAGGCGGCCAAGACCCUGGGCAUCAUCGUGGGUGGUUUCAUCUGCUGCUGGAUGCCCUUCUUCACCAUGUACCUCGUGCGCGCCUUCUGCCCAGAGUGCAUCAACCCCACCGUCUUCUCCGUCCUCUUCUGGCUCGGCUACUGCAACUCGGCCAUCAACCCCUGCAUCUACGCGCUCUUCUCAAACGACUUCCGAUUCGCUUUCAAGCGCAUCAUCUGCAGGUGCCUGUGCGGUGCUGGCGGGCGCAAAAGCAGUCAACGCAGCAACCAGACGCGGCGCGGCUCUGACGGCUCGCAGCUGGGGGUGCGGGGCGCGAACGCCAGCGCCCACCACCUGCACGCGGGCCUCUCCAGCUACGCAUCGCACAGCGGGGGUGGUGGCGCGGGCGGCGGCUCGGGCGCGUCCGGACUGCUGGGGGCGGGCGCUGGAGCGGGCGGAGUCGGGGGCGGCGCAGGGGGCGGCGUGAGCGUUGCCCACGACCAGCACCUGCCCCACUGCGCGCAGCACCCGGCCAACGCCAGCCGCGCCUACGGCCUGCUGGCCGGCGACGACAGCGACCUCAACAACGGUUCCGACUCCAGAUGACAAAAGAGGAAGCGAACUGACUUCCGCUAGGUCAGCUGUCCGUUCCGUCCGGAGCAGCGAGGGGUAGAACGGAGUGCACUGUGAAGAAAAAUCUGCAAGUAAACUGGUUUAUUGUUUCAAAUUGUCGGAUAAAAGACACUGGAAGUUCAGUUUUAAACUGUCCCGUAGAGUGUACGACAGCAAUUUUCACAAUAUUGGCAAUAGGUUGUUUUUUGCAGUGUGCUCUUUUCUCUUCUUCUCUCGACUCCUGGAGUGCCUUGUGAUGGAGAGGUGGGGGAGCGGCCGACAUUCAGUGUGCGGGUGCCUGUGUGUGGUUGUUUGUGUGCGCGUGUGUGUGUGUGUGUGUGUGCAUGGGCGUGGGCGUGUGUGUGCGUAGGUGAGCUGUUGAUGUGAACGUAUGUAUGACCUUUCCCCCGGGGGACGCGGGGCGUUGAGUGAGUGGCUCGAGUGGGUGUGCGUUGCGCGUGCGGCCCAAUGCGGCGGUUAUGAAUGAGGCAUGCGGAGCGUGAGCGUGAGCGUGCGUGUGUAAAUAGUAGCCAUACGUGUAAAUUGUAAUGGAGUGAGCGUGUGCAUGUGCUGCGUGUGUACAUGUGUGUAUGGCCGGGUAUUCCCACACGUGGCGCGGUCGAGAGUGUGCGGAAAUUUUCCGGAUGAUUUAAGUUAUUUGUAAAUAAGAGAAAGAAAGUAGAAUCUACGAGUUUUCAUACGAGUGAAGACUGUGGAGCUGCACUUAGCUGUUCCUUACAUUAUGUAAACGAUAACCUUUUUCUGUUGAUGGCCAAACCCUUUUGAGGCUGAGUGCGUGUGAAGACUAUUUUAUUUGAAUUCCUUCAAAGAUUUAUUUAAGUAUGCGACCUUAAUGUAAUGAAUUUGCCUUGAGAAAAGGACCGCCACUAUCUAUGUGUUCCAUCGACUCGAUGUGCUUAUGUCAGAAUUACUUAACGCCCAAGGCCAGUGUAAAUAUUUAAUCAUAAACCUUCUGCCAAAUUGUACAGAUUAAAAGCUAGAAUGUAUUUUUAAAUGCAGUACCUUAUGAGCUCGUUUUCAAAAUGGAGGAGCAUUCAUGAUUUGGUGUUUCAUUGGAAAUUCAUGGAUUGUAUCUUUAUUAUUACUAAAAUGCCCUCUAACCCGGCUUAUUUGUUGAAGUAGAAUACCCUUUGAAAUUCUGUAAGAAUUACGUCCAUGAUGCAGCUGAUUAGCUGUGUAUAUUUCCUCCCCAUUUGUGUGAGGGACACGCUGACGAAUGUUUUCCCGUUGUUUAGCAUAACUGCGCCUAGAACAAACUUUGCUAGGACCAGUUUAUUUGGAAACUUUUAUUGUAAGGGCCUAUACUCUAGAAUUUUACACAAAAUGUACUUUCCAGUUGACACUCGAGGAUAUGUGAUUAAGAGGCUACCGUGCGAGUGUCACGAUGAAGCUACGUAUAUCUCAGUGAACUGGUGACUGAACUAAGUUUUCUUAUAAAAGUCAUUUUUUAAAAAAAUAUGUUUAAAAAAAAUAUUUUCUGGAUGAAAGUCCACAAAGGAAGACGAUACGCUUAGCUGCAGUAGAGAAUGUUUCGCCCCCAAGAUCGAGCACUUCUCAGUGCUCGUGGGUGGGACUAGUUUCAUGUGUGUCUGUGUGCUUAUUUGUGUGUAUGUACUUUUAUGUAAGUGUCUUCACCGAAAAGAUGAAUAAAAUGAAUCAGCAAACUUAAA
Molecule: messenger RNA, 4674 nt
Organism: Frankliniella occidentalis (western flower thrips)
Lineage: Eukaryota; Metazoa; Arthropoda; Insecta; Thysanoptera; Thripidae
Gene: Oamb
Product: octopamine receptor Oamb
Exons: 11
Coding region: 509-2977 (822 amino acids)
Biological process (GO): adenylate cyclase-activating adrenergic receptor signaling pathway
Cellular component (GO): membrane
Molecular function (GO): G protein-coupled amine receptor activity
Source: RefSeq, a predicted model, not a curated record